Molecule: messenger RNA, 672 nt
Organism: Aureobasidium namibiae CBS 147.97
Lineage: Eukaryota; Fungi; Ascomycota; Dothideomycetes; Dothideales; Saccotheciaceae
Exons: 2
Coding region: 1-672 (223 amino acids)
Biological process (GO): N-acetylglucosamine metabolic process
Cellular component (GO): cytoplasm
Source: RefSeq, a predicted model, not a curated record
AUGCCAGAGACAACGCCAUACUGGCAGGUCAACGUUCCCACGGAUCAAAGGUCUGCCGAUUGUCCGGAUUUCCUGAAAGACGCAAAUGAGAAGGAUCAGAAGAUCCUAGCAACUCCAGAUUCCGAGUUCCGUCGUCUGUCAUGGCACGAGGUUCAAGAAUUCAUACGGACGAAUCGUAUCGAUCUGUUCCAGCGGGUCCCGAGCGACCUGCGCCGCUACAAGGCUUAUACCGCGAAGCUCAAGCAGGAAUUCGGCUCGGUUAUGAACUUUGUCAUGGCCGAGAGAUUGAGAUGGCAAGAUCUAGUGCCUCAAGGCGAGCCCUUCAGCAACCCAGACGACAUCAAGAUCUUGCUCAACGACUGGCCUUACGGAAUUGAUACAAGAAUCGUACAUCUAGUCGUAUGGGUCAAGUUCCAACUGGAAGAAGACACCAUCACCGGCGACCUGACCGAUUCAGCCAGACAGCAGAUCGAUUCCUACGUCAACCAGACAUUCCGAGACCACGUUGGCACCGCAAAUUGCAUCUGGUUCAAGAACUGGGCUUCCCUCAAAUCCAUACAUGCUGUGGAGCAUUUUCAUGUUAUGCUGUUUAACACGGAUGCCAAGUUUGUGGCAGACGUCACAAAUGGUGAUGUAGCACUGUUGGACAAGAUUAAGAUCAGCGACGUUUGA